UUGACGGCAAAAAAAAGUCUCUCACUGUUAAUCACUAAACUUUGCUCCGAUCAGCUACAGACUGCAACUGUGGGGAGAGGGAGAUAACUUAAAGGGGAAGUAAAAGGCCGGUAGGCCUGAAGUUAUCAAUCAGUUCAGCAUCCUCCUUGUUUUGUUUCUUCACCUUGCCUCUGCUCCUAGCUCGUUACAGCUGCCAUCCAUGGGGAUUCCUUCUUUCUACAAGUGGCUUGUGACCAAAUACCCAAGCAUCGUCUCCUCCGCAAAGGAGGAACCAGAGGGGAGCCCUGAUGGCGUCAUCUAUGACAACCUCUACCUCGACAUAAAUUGCAUCAUCCACCAUUGCUUCCACCCGCAAGACAGCAUGCAUGCAGACAUAGAUGUGUGCCCUCCGACGACGGUCACCGAGGUCUUGGAGUCCAUUUUCGAGUACUUGGAUCGCCUGUUCCGCAUCGUCAGGCCGAGAAGGCUCCUCUACUUGGCAGUAGAUGGCGUUGCUCCUUGCGCCAAAAUGAACCGAAUGCGACGGGGACGUUUCCACUCUGCUUGGCUAGCAAGGGAUGAGGCGCUUGAAGAGGAAGAGAUGCGGAGGGAAUUAAGAGCUCGACCAUGCUUCCAUUUACAGGCGCUUGAAGAGGAAGAGAUGCGGAGGGAAUUAAGAGCUCAAGGGAAGGAGGUGCCACCGCCAGAGAUUUCAGAGGUUUCUGACCCCAAUGUCAUCACACCAGGGACUGAAUUCAUGGAGAAGCUAUCACAAGCGCUCCAAUACUACAUCCGUGCCAGACUGAAUACUGACCCGGGGUGGAAAGACAUAAUGGUCAUACUCUCUGAUGCAAAUGUUCCCGGAGAAGGAGAGCACAAGAUCAUGUCUUUCAUCCGUGCACAACGCAGCAUGGAAGGCUGAGUCUAUGACCCCAACACUCGACACUGCUUGUAUGGGAAUGAUGCAGAUCUGAUAAUGCUUGCUUUGGCAUCUCAUGAGGUCCACUUCUCUAUUUUGCGUGAGGAUGUGCCACUCCCAAAUCAGGCAGAAACAGAAGGGAAACCAAAUAAACCUUAUCAGUUUUUGAACAUAUGGGUUCUGAGAGAGUACUUGGAAAUUGAAUUGAAGAUACUGGACCCAGUUUGCGAGCCUGACAUUGAGAGGCUAAUAGAUGACUUCAUCUUUAUUUGUUUCUUGAUGGGAAAUGAUUUCAUUCCACAUAUUCCAUCACUUGAGACACAUGAGUGUGCGGUCGAUCUUCUCAUUGAAGUGUACAAAACAACCUUCAACAAGAUGGGAGGGUAUAUUGUGAACACAGAUAAAGUCAAAGAUAAGCAUGGUUCAUAUCUAGAAAUCUCAAGGUUGGAAAUAUUUUUUCAUGAACUGUCCUUGUAUGAAGAGAAAAAUUUUCUCAAAAGAUAUGAGCUGAGAAAGGAUUUGUUGAAGAAGGUAUAUCGUGAAAUGUUGUGUGAAGCUUCAGAAAGUGAAAGACCAGAGCUGAGGCGAAAACUAGAUGGCUACCUUGAAGACCACCCGUACGACAGAAUAAGAAGACUGGGAUUACCAGGAUGGAAAUCCUGGUUCCACAGGGAAUAUUUUGGCCUCAAAACUUCCAAUGAAAUUGUAAACCUGCAGAACGACAUGGCUCAGAAGUAUUUAGAAGGACUUUGCUGGGUGUUUCAAUGCUAUUUUGCGGAUGUACCAUCAUGGAGCUGGUACUACCCAUUCUAUAUUGCUCCUUUCGUAUCUGAUCUCAAAGGUCUUUCUCGGUUUCAGAUAUCUUUCGCUUUGGACAAACCACUGCGUCCAUUUGAUCAGCUCAUGGCAGUUUUGCCUUCACGAAGCUGGCUUAACCUCCCAUACUGUUACUGCUGCAAAUUUAUGGGAGGUGAAGAAUACUGUCCGAAUUUGCAGACUGACAUGAAUGGGAGACGUUUCUUGUGGACUGGUAUCUCUGAGGAACGGCUGCUUGCGAGCACCAAAGCGGCAGACGAAGAGCUGACGAUGGAUGAGAUGAGAAGGAAUACUACUCGGCAAGACAAGAUCUUUCUGCACAGGAACUCAAACGCUACAGGACAUGCACAUAUUAACAGAGUUAUUAUACAGACAUCAUACUGUCCACUGCAGAAGCUUCCGAUAGAUUCAGCUACGAGUGGAAUUGGAGGGUGGUUGUCAUCUGAUGACAAUGCUGGUGGGCUGAGCAACAGUUUGUUUCCCUCUCCCAUCAAAAAUCUGCAGGACAUCACAAAUGAUCAGGCAAUAUCAGCCACGUUCUUCAACAGUUCAACCCUGAGGCAGUGAAUCCAAUUCCAAGACUACUUAGCAAUGUCAGGGUACCUGAUAAGACUGUCACGGGAGCUGAUAUCUCAAAGAGGCCACUCUGGCACACGUACCCGGGCUCAAGGCUGCCACGGCCCAUGUAAACCUUUUCAUUGUUCGAUUGAUCUCAAUGUCACCGAGAUGAGAUGAACACAUACGGUUCCUACGGCCGAUUGCAGGGUUCAGAGGCCGGAUUCUAUCUGGAAGCCGAGCACGCCGGCGACGCCGCGGGAAGAGCACAAGCACGCCGGCACGGGGUGGGCGGGGCGCGGCAGAGGGAACAACGCCAUUGCCGCCGCCCAGGCGCAGCAGCUCGCCGCCAGGAGCAGCAGCUACGGGCAUGGCACUGCCGCCGACACGCCCCGGAGCAGCAGCAGCUGCUACAGCUAUAGGAAAACCUGUUUCCAUCGGGUGGACAUGCCGCGAAGCAGCUGGUUCGACAACGAGCCUGGAGGUGCGCAGCCGCGUCGUUGGUAGGACACUCAUCCCGGGAAUCAGAUGUGCAUAGACUUGUUCGUCUCGUCUACAGAGUUGUUCAUCUCACCGCCGUAUAUAUAAAUGUAAAUACGUAAUGUUUGGGCAUUUACUUCUCGAGAUGAAAUAAAUAAAAUACUUUGUGGCUAAAUUAAAUGUUUCAAA
Molecule: messenger RNA, 2938 nt
Organism: Panicum virgatum (switchgrass)
Lineage: Eukaryota; Viridiplantae; Streptophyta; Magnoliopsida; Poales; Poaceae
Product: 5'-3' exoribonuclease 4-like
Biological process (GO): nuclear-transcribed mRNA catabolic process
Cellular component (GO): nucleus
Molecular function (GO): 5'-3' RNA exonuclease activity; RNA binding
Source: RefSeq, a predicted model, not a curated record